GUGCAGGUGGACCACUACACCGGGGUUUACCCCUACUCUUAUACGCGAAAGCAGAAUUACGUUUGAUUGCCUAGCGAGGGAUAGCCGUGAUAAAUGGACAAAAGGUUCAAGUUGAUGCUGUCGAUGACGACAGCCUUGCUUAUCGUCUGCUUCAUCGUACUUGGCAAAUCUCCUUCGUCUAACCAGCACAGUGAGCCUUCCGAGCAAAGCUCACCUAUCAAGGAGCUCUACAGUAACAGUUUACAGAACAAAGACAUCAAGAAACAUGCCCAAGAACAAAAGUACAUCAUGUCGGAUGACAACACUACGAGUCGAGGAGAUGGAAAUUCAUCAUGGAAACAAAAUGAGUUGAAGAAGCUCUCAAAUCUUAUACAGCAGAGACUUCAUUUCGUUCAGAACCCUCCAGAUUGUAGCAAGGCCAAAAAGAUCGUGUGCAACUUUAAAGAGAGAUGCGGCUUCGGUUGCCAGACUCAUCAUUUGUCGUUCUGCAUGAUAAUGGCAUACGGCACUGGGAGAACGCUCAUCCUUGAGUCCAAGGGGUGGGACUAUGCUGAGGAGGGAUGGGAAAAGUUCUUCCGCCCCCUCAGUGAGAAUUGCCUUGAUCGAAAAGGAGAGACCACCGGCAAGUGGACAAGUAGGUAUCCUGGAACAGGACAGUUCAUUGGUACUGCUAAUAAUGAUGAUGAUGAUGAUGAUGAAAAUGAUAAUAAUCAGAAUAAUAAUAAGGAUAAUAAUGAAAACGAUAAUGAUGAUAAGGAUGAUAAUGAUAACAACAACAACAAUAAUAGUAAUAAUAAUAACAAUAAUUGUGAUAAUAUUAAUAAUAAUGAUAACAAUGAAAGUGCUUUGUCGUAACAGGACCCCGUCGUAUAAAGAGUUCAUAUCAAUUGCAACUAUGUACAUACGAGAUAGGAGACAGUUCGUUGGUACUGAUAAAAAAAAA
This is a messenger RNA of Strongylocentrotus purpuratus (purple sea urchin), 943 nucleotides long. Its product is annotated as alpha-(1,6)-fucosyltransferase-like. The record is from RefSeq and is a predicted model, not a curated record. Gene Ontology annotation, biological process: protein N-linked glycosylation. The transcript is spliced from 4 exons. The coding region runs from base 94 to 855 and encodes 253 amino acids. Lineage: Eukaryota; Metazoa; Echinodermata; Echinoidea; Camarodonta; Strongylocentrotidae. Gene Ontology annotation, molecular function: alpha-(1->6)-fucosyltransferase activity.